AUGUCCUCUACCACAGACGGCUCCAGCAACUCCUCCUCCUUGGUGCUGCACUUCACCCUGAAGCCUAAGGACCAUGGCACCACUCUCGGAUGUCAUCUGAACCUCUCCCCAGCUAACCCGACCGGGAGUCGCAUGGUCAGGCUCCAGGAAGCCUCCCCCGCCACGAUGCUUUAUUCUUCUUGUUCCUUGAAGAAGACUCUGCGGUGCAGUUGUUCCUUCCAUGGGAUCCCCACGCCCUCCGCGCAGUGGGAUGGGAGGUUGAUGGGAGGUGUUCCCGUGGGUCUGAACAACAUGAAUAACAUCCUCCAGGUGACUUUUAGCAUAAUUGCCCCUUGGGCCAAGAGCGCCAUCAGCCUCCUCGGGGAGCCUGAAAUAAUCAUGGGCCUCCACUGUGAGGGGAAGAACCAACAUGGAAUCCAUACUUCAAGCAUCUUCCUCAUACCAGAUAAGAAUUCAGUUUCCAAUGCGUUCGCGAAGGGGCUGAUCCAGGGCAUUGUGUAUGGAUCCAUUGCAUCAGCACUAUUCUUCUUCUUCCUUGUCCUCCUUGCGUGA
Messenger RNA from Physeter macrocephalus (sperm whale), 552 nucleotides. It is a transcript of the gene SIGLECL1, whose product is annotated as SIGLEC family like 1. Lineage: Eukaryota; Metazoa; Chordata; Mammalia; Artiodactyla; Physeteridae. Gene Ontology annotation, biological process: cell adhesion. Gene Ontology annotation, cellular component: plasma membrane. Gene Ontology annotation, molecular function: sialic acid binding. The record is from RefSeq and is a predicted model, not a curated record.